AUGCGCCUCCUCCCCCCCCUCCUCCGCCUCCGCCUCCACCCCACCAUCCCACGCCUCCAAACCGCCCACCUCUCCACCUCUCCCUCCCUCCUCAAUGGCAAAUCCCUCCCGCCCCGCACCCCCCUCCUCGACGCGGACCUAAUCGAAAACUUCCUCAAAGGCUCCGGCCCUGGCGGCCAGAAGAUUAACAAAACCUCUUCCGCCGUACAACUCAAACACAUUCCCACUGGCAUCGUAGUGAAAUACCAGGACACGAGGAGCCGGGAGAUAAACAGGAAGAUGGCGAGAAGGAUACUGCAGGAAAGGAUUGAGGAGAUGGAGUUGGGGGAGGGGGCGAGGACGAAGGUGAAGGCGAGGGAGAAGGCGAAGAAGAAGGCGAGUAGUGGGAAGAAAGCUAGGAGGAAGUAUAGGGCGCUUGCGGAGGGUAAGGAUGGCGAUGGGGGUGGUGAGGAACAGUUCGGAGAGGAAGGGCUGGGUAAUGGUGGAGAGGAGAGGUGUUCAGCUGAAUUGGAGGAGAAGGUUGAGGGUGUUGAUAAGAGUAAGACGAUGGGCGGUUGA
This is a messenger RNA of Alternaria arbusti, 558 nucleotides long. RefSeq lists its product as uncharacterized. Bases 1 to 558 code for a protein of 185 amino acids. The transcript has a single exon. The record is from RefSeq and is a predicted model, not a curated record. Gene Ontology annotation, cellular component: mitochondrion. NCBI's taxonomy places the organism in Eukaryota, Fungi, Ascomycota, Dothideomycetes, Pleosporales, Pleosporaceae. Gene Ontology annotation, molecular function: translation release factor activity. Gene Ontology annotation, biological process: translational termination.